AUGGCGAUUGCUUUGGCUGAGGCCGACAAGUAUGAAAUCUUGGACAAGAUUGGUUGCGGUUCCUUCGGAAUCAUCCGCAAGGUCAAGCGCAAGACUGAUGGAUUCAUCCUUUGCCGUAAGGAAAUCAACUACAUCAAGAUGUCACAGAAGGAACGCGAACAACUCACCGCCGAGUUCAACAUCUUGAGCUCCCUUCGUCAUCCCAACAUCGUCGCAUACUACCACCGGGAACACCUCAAGGCCAGCCAGGACCUAUACCUCUACAUGGAAUACUGUGGUGGUGGAGAUUUGGGUAUGGUGAUAAAGAACCUGAAGAAGGCAAACAAGUAUGCCGAAGAGGAAUUCGUCUGGCGCAUUCUAUCCCAACUUGUCACUGCUUUGUUCCGGUGUCACUACGGCACUGACCCCUCUGAGGUGGGAUCAAACAUCCUUGGUCCCGCCCCUAAAGCAUCUGGUCUUAAAGGCAAGCAGGGGCAGGUGACCAUCCUGCACCGUGAUCUCAAGCCCGAAAACAUUUUCCUUGGUAGCGACAACACGGUCAAGCUUGGUGAUUUCGGCUUGUCCAAGCAGAUGCAGUCGCAUGAUUUCGCCUCUACCUAUGUUGGUACUCCUUUCUACAUGUCACCAGAGAUAUGUGCCGCCGAAAAGUACACCCUGCGUUCCGACAUCUGGGCGGUUGGUUGCAUCAUGUAUGAAUUGUGUCAAAAAGAGCCCCCUUUCAAUGCCCGCACCCACAUCCAACUUGUGCAGAAAAUCCGCGAGGGUAAAUUCGCCCCCUUGCCUGACUACUAUUCUCCCGAGCUCAAGAACGUCAUUGGGAGCUGUCUGCGAGUGAACCCCGAUCAUCGCCCCGAUACUGCGGCUUUGAUCAAUCUUCCCAUCAUUCGUCUCAUGCGCAAGGAAAAGGAAGUGGUUGAUUUGGGCAAGACCCUGCGCCGCCGUGAAGAGGUUGCUGUGGCCAAGGUUCGUGAUAUGGAACAGAACUUGGCCAAGCUCGAGAAAGAAAAGCAGCAAAUGAAGGCUGAAAUCGAGAGCACCGUUCGCAGAGAAUGGGAGGUCAAAGCACGCCUCGAGAUUGAUCGUCAAGUACAGGGUGAGCUUGAGCGACUACGAAAACGAUUUGAAUCCGAGGUUCAAGACAGAGUUUCCAUUGAGGUCAAGAAACACAAGGCGAACAGCAACACCUCUCGCGAUGAUGUUUUCCGUACCAGCACUCAGGGCUCUAGUUCUUCUCGGUCUAGCGGUCAGGGCUGGCGGUCUUCUCGGUCUUCGGCGAACAUGACAGACGACAGUGACAAUACUCCAUCCAGUGCUGCUGAUAUCACUCAGCUGUCUCUCGGGUCACCCCCCUCGAGUAAGAGGAAGCAACCAAAGAAGGAGACUCGUACUCCAUUCUGUCGCUCGAAGACCGUGGUUGACUCGCCCGUUGAUGUUCAAAUGGCCGAGCCUUCUCCCAUCUCAAUUGCAUCGCUUUCCCUUUCUCCUCGUCGCACUUCUGGAACUGGAGGCGCCCGCAACAUCUUUGCAGAGGCCGAGCGCAACAAGGCCAAGUGGGAGCCCACUCUCGCUUACUCUGAUGACGAGGAUGAUACCCCUGAUCUGCCAUCGCCUACUCGUCCCAAGGUCAAGCCCGACCCAUUGAAGGCGCCUCGUCGACCUCUCCUACGCCAACACACUGCUGCCUUUGUGCAGAAGCUCAGCACUCAGCCAUCCCUAUUCCCCUCGAAUGGUACCCGUCUACCGCAGUCCACAAAUUCAUCUGCCUCCCAGUCUGAGGAGCGCAGCGUCAGUGAAAGCAGAGCCAAGUCGCCCCAUCGUCGCCUCACCAAGAUUCCCUCGUCCGCCAACCUCGCUGCUGACGCCUCUCCAACCCGCAAGAGCGCGACCAAGCAAGCCCAGCCAAAGGCCAAUGGUGGCGGUGAGGAAAUGAUGAAGGCUGUCAUGCAGCGUAACAUGGGUGGUCGUACCCUCGUUGAGCUUGCCCAAGCUCGUGCUGGAGGUCGCCCCAUGGACGAGGUCAAGCGCUGUGCCAGCGACUCUCGGUCUUCCGGUCCCUCGAUGCUGAAGUGCUCUGAGCGGGAUCCCCCUGCCAUCUGGAACCCCGAACUGGAUGACAUGCCUAGUCCUUUCCUCGCCCGUGGAAAGAAGGUCAUCCGCAACCUGCGGUGA
Messenger RNA from Penicillium antarcticum, 2169 nucleotides. It is a transcript of the gene nimA, whose product is annotated as serine/threonine protein kinase nimA. The record is from RefSeq and is a predicted model, not a curated record. Lineage: Eukaryota; Fungi; Ascomycota; Eurotiomycetes; Eurotiales; Aspergillaceae. Gene Ontology annotation, biological process: chromosome segregation; protein phosphorylation. Gene Ontology annotation, molecular function: ATP binding; protein kinase activity. The transcript is spliced from 3 exons. Gene Ontology annotation, cellular component: nucleus; centrosome; cytoplasm. Bases 1 to 2169 code for a protein of 722 amino acids.